Messenger RNA from Daktulosphaira vitifoliae (grape phylloxera), 1054 nucleotides. RefSeq lists its product as uncharacterized. The record is from RefSeq and is a predicted model, not a curated record. The coding region runs from base 102 to 866 and encodes 254 amino acids. The transcript has 5 exons. NCBI's taxonomy places the organism in Eukaryota, Metazoa, Arthropoda, Insecta, Hemiptera, Phylloxeridae.
GUAGCAGCUCAUUUAUCUAUAAUAUUUAAAUAUAAUAUCCAAUAUAGUCAAUUAUACUAACAACUAAAUCAUCUUAAAGUGCAAUAAAAUAUUCAGAUUUAAUGUUAUAUUCAAAAAUUAUGUUUCAGAUAUUCCAUAAAAUUUUUGUUGUAUUUUUAUUUUGUUUUACAAUAGUACAUUCAAUGCAGACAAAUAAAGUAAAUUCAAGUAAUGCUGAAGAAAUACUAUCACCUGAAAAUACAUGUUUGAUUUGUUUGACAAGACCAAAAACAGUUACCCUGAAGCCUUGUGGACACAUGUUUUGUAAUACUUGUAUCAAUUAUUAUGUGGGCCAUUAUAAUUAUAGUAGAUGUUCUGUAUGCUGUCGUGAAUUCACAUCGAUUAUUGGAAUAAUUCCAGAAGAUCUUCCAAAACUUGAUGAUCAAUCACAAUCUCUAACUGGAGGAAAUGAUGAAAUUGAUAGAUCAAUAGUUGACAGGUAUCAUCGUAUGGAACCACUUACAAGUGAAUCAUUUGAAAUUUUCAGUGAAAGUCUUACGAGAAAAGAUUUUUCUAUAUUUGACUUAAUCGCCCGUUAUUUAUACUUACGAAGGAAUGAAAAUCCUGAUGAUAAGCUAAUUAAAGACGUGGAAAAUGGUUUCCUGGAACAAAAUAGUACAAACAUUUCUUGUGAUUGGCAUGAUUUGUACUUCAGUUUAGUAAAUUGUGAUGAUGAGCAGGAGGAAUUUUUAGUAUACAUUGGGUGGUUUAGACCCAAACUAAAUCAAUAUGAAAAAGAUAUGUUAAAGAGUUAUUAUAUCAGACAAGGACUAAAUCCUGACGAAGAAUUUUUCAAAAGAGCAGAAUAUGUUUAUAAUACAAUGUAAUAAGAUAAUUUAAAACUAAAAAUAAAAAAAAAUGCAUUUGAAAAUGAAUUCAUCUUUGAAUAUUAUAUGUUUCCAAUUUUUAAAAUGUUAUUUUUUUACAUUAUCUUGGAAACAAUAUUUAAUAACAAAUAUCGAUUGUUUGAUAACUAUUUAAAAUAUUAGCAUUUAAAAAUAUAAAUAAAUAAAUU